AAACAAUAGAACAUCGAAAGUUGUAAAGUAAUUCUGUUCACUUGAUUGUUAGAAUUCUUAUUGAACGCGAAUCUAUUUAACAGAGAUGAAUGAAGAAGAUUUGAUUGAUGAAAUUACGGCGUUGCGUAAGUUGUUACGCGCAAAGGAAGCUCAACUGACUGCCCUAAGGCGCGAAAAACAAAUUUUACAGGACUACGGUUUAAGUAACGUCGAGAUAACAAGAUACAGUAGACAAAUAUUUUUACCAGAAUUAGGCAUCAAUGGGCAAUUAAAAUUAAAAAAUAGUGCAGUGCUAAUUGUGGGAGUAGGUGGUCUUGGAUGUCCUGCUGCGUUAUAUUUAGCAUCAGCUGGUGUUGGACACAUUGGAGUAAUUGAUUAUGAUGAUGUUGAGAUUAAUAAUCUUCAUAGACAGUUGUUAUAUACAGAAGCGAACAUUGGAACAUCAAAAGUGCAUGCUGCUGCAGAACACCUUAAUCGCAUGAAUAGUAAUAUUAAAAUUACACCACACAAGACCCAGUUGGAUAGUACGAAUGCUAUAAAAAUAAUAAAAUCUUAUGAUGUGGUAUUAGAUGCAACAGAUAAUGUUGCCACACGUUAUUUACUAAACGAUGUAUGUGUCUUAACUAAAAAGCCUUUAGUUUCUGGAUCAGCCUUAAGAUUCGAGGGACACUUAUCCGUGUUUAAUUAUAAUGGCCCAUGCUAUAGAUGCAUAUUUCCUAAACCUCCGUCUCCAGAAACUGUGACAAACUGUGGAGAUGGUGGUGUCUUUGGUCCAGCUGUUGGUACCAUUGGCGUUCUUCAAGCAUUAGAGGCUCUAAAAAUUGUACUUAAAAUGCCUUGUGUUCUAUCUGGUCAGCUUCUACUGUUUGAUGGACUAGAAACAAAGUUUCGCAAUGUCAGAUUGCGUCCUAAGAAUGCAAAUUGUGCUGUGUGUGGGGAUAAUCCGACUAUUGAGAAAUUAAUCGAUUAUGAACAGUUUUGUGGCGCAAAAGCAAAUGACAAGGAACCAAAUUUGAAUGUAUUACAGAAGGAAGAAAGAAUCAGUGUGGAGGAAUAUAAUACAAUACUGAAAUUAGGUACAAAGCCACACAUGUUGAUCGAUGUGCGUUCACCCGAGGAAUUUCAGAUUUGUCACUUGAAGAAUUCUGUAAAUGUACCGUUAAAUGAAAUUAAUAAUACUGAAAAAAUAAUGUUAAUGAAAAAUAGUAUAGAGAAAAUAAAAGAAGAGUAUACUGAAGUUAGUCUAUACGUUACAUGUAGAAGAGGUAAUGACUCACAAAAAGCUGUGAAAUACCUUCAAAAAAUAUUUAAUGCACCUAAUUUAGAAAUAAAAGACCUAAUUGGAGGAAUUCAUGCUUGGAGCAAGAAAAUUGAUCACACAUUUCCUGUGUAUUGA
Dufourea novaeangliae is the source of this 1396-nucleotide messenger RNA. RefSeq names its product adenylyltransferase and sulfurtransferase MOCS3 (gene Uba4). NCBI's taxonomy places the organism in Eukaryota, Metazoa, Arthropoda, Insecta, Hymenoptera, Halictidae. Gene Ontology annotation, cellular component: cytoplasm; cytosol. Gene Ontology annotation, molecular function: URM1 activating enzyme activity; adenylyltransferase activity; thiosulfate-cyanide sulfurtransferase activity. The record is from RefSeq and is a predicted model, not a curated record. Gene Ontology annotation, biological process: tRNA wobble position uridine thiolation; protein urmylation. Bases 86 to 1396 code for a protein of 436 amino acids. The transcript is spliced from 6 exons.